Dibothriocephalus latus is the source of this 162-nucleotide messenger RNA. The record is from the annotation of a GenBank genome assembly. Lineage: Eukaryota; Metazoa; Platyhelminthes; Cestoda; Diphyllobothriidea; Diphyllobothriidae.
AUGUGUCAUCCUUACUGCCUUUUCCUACAGGUGGCCUCUGAGAAGGGCGCGGUCUGGGGUCUGCUGACGGAACGCCAAUUGCGUCUGGAUCUCUGUAUGCAACUACGCUUGUUUGAGGCUGACGUACACCAGUCACUGGAGAAGCUGCGCCGUGAAGUGCCA